Salvelinus sp. IW2-2015 is the source of this 2848-nucleotide messenger RNA. The record is from RefSeq and is a predicted model, not a curated record. Lineage: Eukaryota; Metazoa; Chordata; Actinopteri; Salmoniformes; Salmonidae.
AUGGGGGUAGAAUGUAAGAAGGCCCAGCCCAAGGAGGUGAUGUUCCCACCAGGCACGCGAGGGAGGGCCAGGGGCCUGCCCUACACCAUGGACGCCUUCAUGCUGGGGAUGGGCAUGCUGAGUGAGUAUGGACCAACACUACUCCAGCAAAGUCCAGCACACUACUCAGUCCCACACGGUUACCCUAACAUUGUGGCAACGUACGGUCGUGGAUACACUGGAUUCACCCCCAGCUACAGCUAUCAGUUCCCUGGCUUCCCAGCGACGGCGUACGGACCGGUGGCGGCGGCGGUGGCGGCAGCGCGUGGCUCAGGUAGGGGGGCCCGUGGAAGAGGCGGCUACAUGGCGUACCCACAGAACGCAGGGCCAGGCUUUCCCGAUUACGGGUUUUACUCUGCGCCCAGUGACCAGAGGGGGGCACCCUGCUCCUUUGCGGACUAUGGCUCCCUGGGGCCCCAGGCGGCUCAGAUGCUGCACAGUGAGCAUGCCACCUCCGCCUGCAACUCCCCCCUCCAGCACCUGCACAGCCCGGAUCAGUUUAAGAGCCCAGGGGGAAACCCACCUCGGCCUGGAGGUUUCCCUGGUGCCAACAGCCCUGGGCCUGUAGCCGAACUGUACGGCCCUGGAGGCCAGGACUCCAAUGUGGGCAACUACAUCAGUGCUGCUAGCCCCCAGCCUGGCUCCGGCUUCGGCCACAGCAUGGCACAGAGUCUAUCUGGUGGUCCAGGGAAGACAGGCCGAAGCUUCUAAUUAGCUCUGAGUAUAGGUGAUGUCAUCCAACUUCAAGCACUACAGCAUCACCCAGGAGAAAUAAGAGGAGGUGGAACCACAAAAAAAAAAAAAAAUGUUAAAAUCAUCUCAGAAAAAAAUUAACUGCUGUAUCAUAAUCCAAACCCGUAACCUGACAACCUGGUUUGGUAUGUUUCAUGUUGAUUUCAUUCACUUUUUUCCUUUCUUUUAUUAGUUCUUUGAUUAGCUUCAGAGAGAGGCAUUUUAGUUUCACCUUAUUUGGGAUUUUGUCUUCUAGUGUACUCAUGUAAAUGGUUUUGUCUUCUAGUGUACUCAUGUAAAUGGUUUUGUCUUCUAGUGUACUCAUGUAAAUGGUUUUGCUUCUCUCUUUGGGGGUCAUAGUUGAAUGUUCCCAAGUCAUGCCUACACCUUUGGUACCAAUCAUUUAAACAAAACAGAUCAGAGCUUCAGGUGUCUUUUUGCACAAAAAAUAAAUCCAAAGUGGAAAGGUUUGGGAAAAAAACAUCCAUUUAAUUUCAAAUUACAUAUUCGAGAGUGUAACUAACUAAUGCAUUUUAGUAGCUGUUUUUUAUUUUUGUGAUGUCUCAUUGUUAACCAUAAUUACCUAUUUUUUGGGCAAUACAAAGAGGACUCCAAUAUUUUCAUGGUCCUUUUUUAUAAGUGUUGUUUUUGUUGUUUAGAAAAAAAAUAUGUAUACUAUAAACAAUUUCAUAUAAAUACAUUGUGAAUUCAAGAUUUAAGAAAAAGAAAUGUAACUGUAAAUAUUAUUCCAAUCAUGCAUAACCAACUUGAUGAGAGGAUAGCAUAUUUUUGUGAUGGUGUGUCAAAGAAAUGUCUAGCGUGUGAAUAGAAAAAAAGUUCUAAACAAAUACUAUUAUCCUUUACUGCUCGGAGACAGUGACUACCCCAGUGUCGGACAGAACACUGAUGGCUUGCUCUGUAAAUACUCAAGCUGAAUAACUUUACAAGUGUCAUACCAGCAUAUUUACAAAAGGUGAGUUCAGUGCACAGUUCAGUUCAGUUUUAAAGGAACAAAAAGAUCAUUGGUAUCUUUUGUCUAACCAACUGUUAUUUAGAAAUCAAUAUUAUUUCAAAAAGAGUGAUCAUUUCAUCCAAAGCACACUGUAUUUAGUGUUGAAGAAUAGAACUCGAGCCUAAGCAUUUUACAGUGCUCUGCGCAUUCUGACACUUUUAUACUCCGGAGAGAAAAACUCAACUUGUUUGUAGUUUGUUGUUGUUUGUUUCCUCCUGCUUGUUCCUGUUAAGUUUGGGACGCAGUAUCUGGACUCUGUGGUAGAGUCAGUGUAUAACGCUUGUUCUCUCCAUCAGUUCUCUUUUCAAAUGAAUUAGGAAGGCAAAUAUUUUGAUACCAUACCUCAGUCCUGUGAGUUAUACCUUGGAAUUGUUGACAGGUUUAAUUUAUUUUAGUGGCAAAUAGAUUAAAACAUUGAAUGGAAAAAAUAAUAAAUCAUUGCACUGUGAGCAGUAAAGAAAGAACAGGCCAUUUCCUAUUUGCACAUGUAUAUGUUGGCUAUUUAAAAUGGUUGUGUCUCUGGGGUGAAGUAUGAAGGAUUAUUGGACGUUGCUCCUCUCUAGAAUAGGCACACACAGGGGUGAAUAAACAGAUUGACAGAUCGCAAUUAACUGAUUAAUUACUACCAAUGUUUUGUGGUCAUGUCUUAGGAUUUCAUUGUAUGGUGUAAGUCAACUUCUAAUCUAAAAUAUUGAGAUCCAGCCAGAAGACACUGAAUAAAUGAUUCAUCCUGUUAAUCAUAGCUUGGUGCGCAGAUUUCUUAUGCAGUAUGUGUAGGGACAGGUUUUGCUCGAAUAUAGAGAGACAUUUAAUGACAUGCUUUAAAGUGCAGUAAGAGUUGUAAACAUGAUGAUGGAAUGAGUGGUGUAUAUUCUGAUGAUGUACUUUUCCUGCUGCAAAUGUAUUUGAUAUUUCAUUUCACCUGAUGUUUCAUUUCAUUAGCUCUUUUGUUCAGAACAACCAGGUGAAGGAAAAUACUGGAUGCUUUUGAAUGAUGUGGAGAUAAACAAGUAAUAAUUUAAAUGAGAAAACAGAAGAGAACCGGUGUAAUGUUCAAAUGUAAAA